AUGAGACUCAAGAUACUACUUGCCACAGUCGCUGGCGCACUUUGCGUCCAGGCCGCAGCGGUGUUUGCCCAUUUCAUGGUGGGCAACACGGCCAAGUACACGGACAGUACCUGGCAGACCGAUAUAAGGCUCGCUAAAGAGGCUCAUAUCGACGCAUUCGCACUCAACAUAGCCCAUGGCGAAUCCAUGAACGAGGCGUCACUUGAACGGGCUUUCAAUGCCGCCAGUAGCGCAGGUUUCAAGCUCUUCUUCUCUUUCGACUACGCGGGACGUGGCCCCUGGCCCAAGGAUACUGUCAUCAGCUACCUAAAGAAGUACGCGUCCAGGGCCGAGUACUUCAAGCACAGAGACGGCAAGCCGUUGGUCUCUACCGUCGAAGGUCCAGAAAAUGCAGAAGACUGGAUCGAAAUCAAGGACCAAGUCGGUUGCUUCUUCAUCCCCGACUGGUCAUCCAAAGGCGCGAAACCAUCUCUGGAGCUCGCCGGCGGUGUGGCCGAUGGGCUCUUUAACUGGGCUGCCUGGCCUUGGGGCGCUCAAGACAUGGACACCUACGUCGACGCCUCUUAUUUCCAAUACCUUGACAGAAAGAAACCCUAUAUGAUGCCAGUAUCCCCUUGGUUCUACACCAAUAUGCCCGGGUUUAACAAGAACUGGAUGUGGCGCGGGGAUGAUAUGUGGCAUGACAGGUAUGUUCAGAUUAUCUCAUGGAAUGACUAUGGGGAGUCCCAUCACAUUGGCCCUUUGUAUAGCCACGCCAUGGAUGCGUUCGAUGUCGGAAAGGCUCCGUACAACUAUGCCAACGACAUGCCUCACGACGGCUGGCGUCUGACGCUACCUUUCUGGAUCGACUACUACAAGAGCGGGAAAGCUACCAUUACGCAGGAAGGUCUUGUCACCUGGUAUCGCACAAGCCCAGCCGGUGCUUGCUCAGACGGCGGAACCACCGGCAACACGGCCGGCCAACUUCAGCUUGAAUUCCCGCCGCAAAGCGUCAUGCAAGACAAGAUCUUCUUUUCAGCUGUUCUUGGAGCCGAAGCACAAGCGACAGUCACGGUAGGCGGCAAGACCUUUCAGCCCGAGUGGUCCUCGGUUCCCGACGGCGGCGUCGGCGUCUACCAUGGCAGCGUCGCACUUUACGGAGACACUGGGGCCGUGAGCGUCCAGAUAUCGAGAGGCGGCGGGCCCCUCGCGAGAGUCGAAGGGACAGCCAUCAGUACCGCGAGCUGCCAUGACGGGCUCACAAAUUGGAAUCCCUGGGUCGGGAGCGCCGUCGUUGCCGGGUCCACAUCCGCCGCGAUGCCGCGAUCUCGCAAUGAGCAGGGGUGUGUCAAAGGGACGGGUGUUAAUGGCUUCACGGAGCUCUGCGAAUUCAACUGCAAAUACGACUAUUGCCCAGUGUCAGCCUGCCUGUGCCAGGCUUUGGGGGCCCCUAACACGAAGCCGACUGCGCUUUAUCGGGAGGGCUUUCCCGCCAAGGGGAGGAGCGAAAACUAUUCGGGGCUCUGCGCCAAUGCCUGCAACUACGGAUACUGCCCCGAGGAGUAUUGUUCACUGACGAAGCAACCAACAAUCGUGCCAACUGUGUCCGAGUUUCUCCCACCGAGCUGUACAGGAGGCACAAGCCGUGCUGGGUUUGAAUCCCUAGUGGGUCUAUGUACCUAUGCAUGCACCUUUGGCUUCUGCCCACUCCACGUUUGUCGUUGUACCGCCACCGGCGGCCUGAUAGAACCACCGAUACGAAAGCCAGGGUUCACUGGAAAGCCCAUCGGAGACGUCAAUGAUGAGAAGCUAUGCGACUUUACCUGCUCUCGCGGCUGGUGUCCCUCUGACGUUUGUGACUUCAGGGACGACGCCGGCGGUGACGAGGAGGUAGACCCUGACGACGCUUGUAAAGUGGACGACAGGACCUACAGCGCCACACCUUCUAACCGUAUUGGAGAGUAUAUGCGGUGGUACCUGAUGGAUCCUGAAAACGCGGCCACUACGGGCAAACAAUAUGUCACCAUCGUCAACCUGACCCCACACCCUUUCAAACUCACUUCAACGCACAAGUAUCAGAUGGACGAGUGGGACUGGGGCGAUAUCCCUUCCGGCAGGGCGCGGCAAAAUGUUGCACACUAUACCGAGGAAACUGGUACAAACCCAGUGGAUGACAACGGCGAGGCCUAUUACGACAUCGGAGACACUGGGAAGAAGUUUGUCGUGCGCGUUACUACUCACAUCCCUGACACGUACCCCAGGCGUGUGGUCUUUGACUUGACCGGGAUGGAAAAGGGCCAGCGCGAGUACAAGGUGCCUGGGCAGGAGGUGCCCGUCACACUCGUGAUCACGGGCAGCGACUCGUACGGAUUUAUCACCUCCUUGUCUUUUGGUCCGGGAAAUUGGAUGAACGCCAUCAAGAACGAGAUCAAACACCGGAAGCUGAUCGACGUGGUCAUGCCAGGGACGCAUGAUGCUGGUAUGAGCAAGCUUACGGACGCCAUCUUGACGCGCGGCGUCGAAUCCAACACGCAGAACCAGCUGCUAGACAUAUACGACCAACUCCGAGUCGGGUCCCGCUGGUUCGAUCUACGCGUCUCAAGUGUGCACCAGGUCCCCAUUCAGGAGUGCUGCGGAGACUACGAGUUCUGGAUCUCACACCUGAGUGAUGAGUUGGGUGAGGUGCCCAUUGGCAGGUCGGGCGAGAAGUUCGAGGCCGUCAUCGACGAGAUCAAUCGCUUCACUCGCGAAAAUCCGGGUGAGGUCAUUGUUUUGCAGUUCCGCUAUCUGGUCGGCAUACGGAACGUGCCGAGUGUUGGGCCCAUCUACUGGGAUGAGAGCGCCAAGAACAACUUUUUUGACAAGCUCAGAGGGAUCCAGAAUCGCUGUCCCAACCUUGGGACCAGCUCGAUCGAGCAGCUUAAGAUGGGGACUUUGAUGAACAUGAAUAAUGGGAAGGGCUGUGUUCUUAUAUUCCUGGAUACGGCGCACCUGAAAUAUGCAUCGGAGCCGAUAACCCUGCCUAUGGGGGGCAUCUACAAGAAAGACGCAAUGAGUUGGUACGAUGCCUGGCCCAACUUGGAAGAUACGAAAGAGGUGGCUGAAUUUGCCAUAAACUCGUGGACUCAGAAAGACCGAUUCCACGUGGCCCAGUGGCUCAGCUCACCACAUUUCCUGACUUCCACCUUCACCUACAGUCUUCAAGGAAUCGCCAUCCUCCCUACAAAUCCGGCUCUUUACUGGCGUGGCGUCGACGAGAUCUCACCCGAGCUCUUCCCUAAUGUCCUCAUGGUCGACUACAUCGGUAUGGUGCUCAUGAACGAGCCUCAGUGGGAUGCGCUGAGCGCUGAGCUCUAUACUCUAGCCAUCGGUCUCAACCUAUACACCAUCAGCGAGAACUGCGAUAUCAACCCGCGACAGUCGCCUUUGCUGCCUCCGAUCACUCAAAGCCUGGCUACACCUUCACAUCCCCUGGUGUCCAAGUUCAAUGGAAUCAUCUUCGCUAACGGGACGACUAUUGACAACCCACCGCCUGGCUUUCAUCCGGGACGCGUGGAGAUUUUCAGGAACGGCACAGAAUUUAGUAACGGUACCGUGUUGGCGACGGAUGUGCCUAACCCGGAUUUCGAAUCUACUUCAUCGAACUUCAAGAAGCAGACGAGCCAUCUCUCAUAUGUCCUCGCGCCUUCUGAAGGCUCAGACCACUGCAAGACACGGUUAGUGUCACAAAUUUCGGCUAUAAUCGAUGCCCUGGUGUACGACGAGUGCUACUUAGCUUCCACAUCGACCAAUAUCUUGGGCGCACGCGGAACCAUGUCCCUCAUCGUCUUUCACUUGAAGCACUUACGCACAGAUGCAGAACGUCUAUUGGCUUGGGAGCGGUCAACGUAUGAAAGCGCGGCGAACUGUUCUUUUGACGACCAGGCGAAGUCGCCUCGCCACAAGGUCGACCGCUAUGCAGAGACCGUUCGGCCGUCGCUGAGUCCCGAUUUUCUACGGCUUUUUCAUGAAAUGCUCCCGCAGGAGCUACGAGACCUGGUGUAUUCCCACAUACUUGGCCGGGAGAGUGCUACAUGGACUAUUCAACCCCACGGUCUAUACUUCCGCUUCGAUCGACGUAUCGCAGACAUCUCGACUCGCAUCAUACCCCGAAGUCUUGGAAUUUCACGGCAUCCGAUUUUUUCCACAGUCCGUCGAGAGCUAGCGACCUACUUUUUCGCGACAAACGUCAUAUUUCUUCGAUAUCGCUACGACUCAACCACCUUGGACAUUCUCACGAGACUUUGCAACCAUACUGGCUGUAGGCCCGUGCGAUACGCCAAGCGGCUGCAAAUAUUUUUCUGUCCUCCCGAAUCUGCGGAAGAUGAUUUGUACUGCGAUGAAGACGCUGAGUUUGAUUGGCAUCACAUCUUCCCGCGGCCCAAGAAUGUGCGAUCACUUGCACAACGAAGACAACUUGAGACAGAUCUACAAGAGAUGGGUCAUCAUGUCAGCGAGGAUUAUGAAAAGGAGUUUGUUUUCAUGAUCUCAGAGCAGGAAUGGCAAGCUUCGCUUGGGCGAAAUGGAAUGGAUGAGUGGUUGUAUAGCAUCAAAGACACCGGUAAGGUCAGACUCCUUUGGCACGAUUGGGAGAAGGUCAUUACGUAA
Messenger RNA from Diaporthe amygdali, 4626 nucleotides. RefSeq names its product mutanase. Gene Ontology annotation, molecular function: phosphoric diester hydrolase activity; glucan endo-1,3-alpha-glucosidase activity. The transcript has 4 exons. The record is from RefSeq and is a predicted model, not a curated record. Gene Ontology annotation, biological process: lipid metabolic process; mating projection tip cell wall disassembly. NCBI's taxonomy places the organism in Eukaryota, Fungi, Ascomycota, Sordariomycetes, Diaporthales, Diaporthaceae. The coding region runs from base 1 to 4626 and encodes 1541 amino acids.